Messenger RNA from Spirodela intermedia, 767 nucleotides. The record is from the annotation of a GenBank genome assembly. Lineage: Eukaryota; Viridiplantae; Streptophyta; Magnoliopsida; Alismatales; Araceae.
AUGGAUGAAAAAUCAGCUGGUGGGCAUAGAAUUUUUCAGCUACAUGAACUAGAGGAGUUGAGGAAUGAAGCUUAUGAAAAUCAUAGAAUAUAUAAAGAAAAAACUAAAACUUUUCAUGAUAAAUACAUUAGCAGAAAAAAAUUAGAUGUUGGACAAAAUGUGUGGUUAUAUGAUUCUAGGCUGAAAUUAUUCCCAGGAAAAUUAAAAUCUAAAUGGAAAGGGCCUUAUGUGGUGGAAGAGACAUAUGAUCAUGGGGCUGUAAUGAUUAAAGAUCCUAAAAGUGAUCAUAACUUUAAGGUAAAUGGACAGCGGCUUAAACAUUACAUAGAACAUGAACGCCUUGCAGAAAAAGAAAUUUUAUUAUUAAAAGAAAUUCAAGAGUAAGAUCAAGGAGUCCAGCAGGAGACAUUAAAUUCAGCGCUGCAUGGGAGGCAACCCAUGGUUUUUAUUUCAUUUUGUUUGAUUUUUUUAAGCUCUGUUUUUCUUAGAAUUUCGCAGUACUUAUUUCUGUAUUUGUUUUUUCGAAAAAGUGCAGGAGGAGGCAUGUAAGACGAAGUAGAAAAUUAAAAACGAGGUUGAGGUGAUGUCUUUCGGAGCUUUAUCAUUUAUGACAACAUUUUUAAUGCUAAACUUUGCAUAUAUGCAUGCUUCACUUGAAAAUUAUAUUUUCUGCAUAUUCUGUUUCGAUUUUUCUGUGUCAUUGAAGACAAAUGUCAUUUUUAAGUUGGGGGGUGAAGUAUUCAUUAUUAAUUUAUGCUGUAGGAUGA